AUGCCAAACUCUCCCAACCGAGCGAUGCGACCAAUCAACACAGAUCGAACCGACGAUGCAGACGCAACCCACCAAGGCCUUCGAAGAACCCGGAGAGGAUACAGACAGCGAGACCCAACAAGACGAACCACUGAAAAGCAAAAAUGGCAAGCGUCACUUGAGCAAGAACCAGCCCCCCACAUUGAGGCAAAAAAGAGAAAGGAACAAGAGGAAGGAGAGAGGAAUGACGAGAAUGUCCUAGAAGUUAUGGAUGAAGUCGGCGAGGACGAGAGUGGAGUCGAGUAUGAACAGGACGAACAGAGUGAAGAAGACAUGGCCGCAGAGCAGGUGGAACGGGUAGUACAACAGGCUCGAGCGCAGGUGGAACCAGCGAGAGGAGGCGCUAACCCGGGGCAGAAGCAGAGGGUCGCGCACAUCCGGAAGAGGAUCCAGCCAGAGAACGGGAGCGCCGGCGCCAACGACUCAGUGCGGAACUACGAAGCGCCCAACAGGAACGGGAUGAUCUUCGUCUCAUGCUACAACAACUGGAGAGACAUCCCUUGUGCCCGGCACGCCGGUACAGCCACUCGCAUUCCUAAACCACUUCUAUGA
This is a messenger RNA of Necator americanus (New World hookworm), 591 nucleotides long. RefSeq lists its product as uncharacterized. The coding region runs from base 1 to 591 and encodes 196 amino acids. The transcript has a single exon. NCBI's taxonomy places the organism in Eukaryota, Metazoa, Nematoda, Chromadorea, Rhabditida, Ancylostomatidae. The record is from RefSeq and is a predicted model, not a curated record.